AUGGGUAACAAGAAUGGUGAUGAACAGACACAGAGCUGUCUGAUUUGCGAGAAGGUUCAUCAGGCUCCUCCAGAUGUGUUGUGUAAACCUGAUGAUUCCGUAGAGCUGACCUGCAGUCAUAACAUAGAUAACUAUGACACAAUAUUGUGGUAUCAGAAGUCAAAGGGAGAUUCUAGUCUGAAGCUCAUCGGCUAUGCUCGAUAUAGCAGCGCGAAGGACAUUGAGAAAUCAUAUAUGGGUCAUUUCAACGUAACUGGAAAUGGAGAAGAGGAAGCUACAUUAAGGAUUCUCAAAGCAAGACUGGAUCAGGACAGUGCAGAAUUUCAAGCAGGUUUUAGUGACGGUGUUCUGAUCACUCAAUGGCCGAAGUACAUAUCCAGUCUUCCGGGUUUUUCAGUUGAUAUGCACUGUUACCAGAAUGAUACAGACUAUGACUACAAAUACUGGUACAGGCAAAUCAAAGGAGAAGGACCGGUGCUUAUUGCAACCCUCAUAGGGACUUCUGAAUCAUUUGAGAAGGGAUUUGAAACUGGCUUUCAGUUGCCGGAUAAAGAGACAAAGAAAUGGACCCUGAAGGUGGAUGUUAAAGAAAGGGCUGAUGCUGUUUAUCUGUGUGCUGCUAUCCAAAAGAGUUAUCCAGCUUACUUCGGCAGUGGAACAAAGCUAACUGUUUUGGGUAUUGCUAAUGUACAAAUCAAUGUGACACAAUCUCAACCUGCAUACUUUGGCAGUGGCACUAAACUGACAGUUCUGGAUCCUUUAAUUCCCAAGAGUGAACCAUCCGUAAAGAUUCUAAAUGCACCUCAAAAGGAGUCCUGCAAGAAAAAAGUCACACUUGUGUGUUGGGCUGAAGAUUUCUACCCAGACCAUGUGAAAGUAGCAUGGUUUGUUGGACAGCAAGAAAUAACUGAAGAUGUAGCGACAGACCCACAUGCCACCUUUGUCGAGGGAAAAAAGUACACCAUAUCCAGCAGACUAAAAGUCUCUCAGAAGAUGUGGAAAAAAUCAACAAACAAAUUCACCUGUAUAGUGUCCUAUUACAAUGGAUCUGUCACAACUGAACAAUCAGCUUCUGUAUAUGGAGUUGCAGGUGGAUAUGACCGAGACAGCUAUGUGAAGUCGUCACAGUGGAUGAAGCUGGCAUAUGGCGUGACCAUUGCUAAGAGCGGACUGUAUGGCCUUGUCAUCUUUGUGUUUGUAUGGCGAAAGGGUUCAAAUGAAAAGUGAUGACUGGAUCAUCUGACCAUGAUGACUGAUGGAUUCUGGACGAAAGAAAUAAUCAAGAAAACACCAACAGUUUACUCCAUCCAGAAUAGAAGAUGCUGUAUAUAUAACUGAGGGCUUUUUUAUUUUAUUGGUAACACUUUACAAAAAGGUUUUACAAUAUUUGGUAAUGAUAUUACAUUAAACAGCAUAAAUUAGUAUUAAAUUAUAGCAUUUAUUUACCUUUGUUGACGUUGGUACAAUUGUUUUUUGCACUGUAAAGCAUAUCCAGUAAUUUGAUUUGCUCAUCACCCAAUGACGGUUGGGGUUAGGGGUGGGGUUAGGUGCAACGCCUCCUUUUAAAAUCGUACAUUUACAUACAAAUUCGUAUGAAUUAGCCACUAAACUGACAAAAUGUAAAAUACUUACGUUUCCUCGUGAGAUCAAGCUGGUAAUAUAGAGAAUUAAGUAGCUGUAAAAUAACAGAAUAGCGAAAAAAUAUUACCAGUUUUCAUAUCGAAAUUAACUUCACUAUCCCAGGCGGUAAAUAACUUCAAACUAUGUCAACAACAUUUUCAAACUGCUCAACACUAAAAGAUUAGAAAAAGGAAAAACCAAGAUCCCAUAUUGCAGUUCAAAAGCAUAAAUCUAAAUCACAAAAUACGUAAAACUGUUAACUGACCAAUAUUUUGUUACAGUUUGCUUGUUCAUUGGUUCACUGGGCAUUUAAUGUUAAGAAAUGUAACUCUUGUUGGCUAUGUAUUACAAAUGACUAAGAUUAAUAAAAGUGUUAGAGAAAUUGUUUGCUUUAUGUAUGCUAUGUAGUUAGCGUGUUAACUAAUUAAACCUUUUUGUAAAAUGUUACCAUUUUAUUUCAACUCUAUUCUUUCCUGAAUAUCUAUCACAAUGAAAAUAUGCUAACAAUGCAGAUCAUAUUAAUCAUAAAAUAUAGUUUGUUUUAUUUUAUUUUGCUUGUUUCCUUGCUAUUUUCGAAUGUUUUGAUAGCAUAGUACUAUACUAGUAAAAUAGACUAACUUAGGCAAAGAUAGAUAUAAAUAUAUUGUGACAUUUUACACACUGAACGUUACUGUACUUUAUUCUUUUAGUUUAACUUGCUUAAUAUGUAAUAAAACUCAUAAUAUAUGGAAACCAUC
Molecule: messenger RNA, 2357 nt
Organism: Danio rerio (zebrafish)
Lineage: Eukaryota; Metazoa; Chordata; Actinopteri; Cypriniformes; Danionidae
Source: RefSeq, a predicted model, not a curated record